AUACGUGGUCUAACAAACCAGCAAAGUAUAUUCCUACUGGUUUGCGAUGUGACUGGUGCAUACCAGUAUCGUUUUCACAAUGAAUGUAGCUAGUCUAGACUAAUUAAAAAAUAUUAUUGUCAAGACAUUUUGGUCAAGGACCGUUGAGAAAUCAUCUCCCCAAACUCUCAACUUGGCUUUGGCAACUAAACCAUGUGCAGAUUAUUACAAGGGCGUUCAAGCUAUGACGUUUUAAAACCUGGACGUUGUGUGAAUUUUAUUGAUGACACAGACGUUUGCGAAGUGUUCCCUUCUGCCGCAGAUAAACUGAUGACGGAGACCUUAGCGACCUGUCUUGUGUGUGCUCGUAACUAGGCAGCUGCACAGCACUGGAAAUAGGUGACAGCGCCAGCGUGCCCGUCUUCUCCUAAACUUUUCAUUGGAAUUGGAAUCAGUGUAGCGAGUCAUAAAGUUACACCACCGCAGAAAUGGAUGCUACAACAAAACCUUUGAGAAUUCCUCCGGAAAUGUCUAUUUAUGCUGAGACACACGAGAUAUUUGAUUUGGUGCAGUUGAUGGUGACAAACCUACUGGUUGACAAGCCAGAGGACCCCUUACAGUACUUGAUUGACUAUCUGAAGAGGGACAGUUUAGAAGUUCCCAGGGUAAUGUUGCUGGGCCCACCGGCGUCUGGGAAAAGAACCAUUGCCAGACAGCUGUGUGAACAGACCCGCGCCGUCCACGUCACCGCCAGCAGCGUCCUGAAGGAGGACACAGAGCUGGCCAGGAGGACACAGCAACACGGAGACCAGAAACAGGAAAUCCCCAGUGAGCAGUGGAUUAGGCUGAUCCAGCAGCGCCUGUCAAAAACGGACUGCGUCCAACAGGGAUGGGUGCUGGAGGGGAUACCCCGAAAUCGGCAGGAGGCGCUGCUUCUGCAGGAGCUUGGCAUCGCCCCGGAUCACGUAGUGGUGCUGGAGGCUCCAGAUGCAGUCCUUAUCCACAGAAGUCUCGGCAAGAGGGUAGACCCUGUCACAGGAGACGUGUACCACACCACGUUCAGGUGGCCGAGGGACGACGAGGUGGGGCGGCGUCUGGUGCGGGGGGAGGUCCUGUCGGAGGAGCAGGCGGCGGCCCGGCUGCUGCGGUACCACCGGGAGGCGCACGGGCUCCGCCGCGCCUACGAGAACCGCCUCGCGGUCGUCAACGCUGACCAGCACCACGACGACGUUUACGCGCAGGUGCUGACCCAUGUGCUCCGCCGGCCCCGCUCCGCGGCCCCCCACACCCCCAGGGUCCUGCUCCUCGGGCCCCCGGCCAGCGGGAAGAGCCUGCUGGCAGAGAGGAUCGCUCAGAAGUACGACAUCGUCAACGUACCCGACAGCACGGUGCUCCAGAUUCUGACCCAGCGGCUCAGCAGGCUGGACUGUACCACGCGCGGUUGGGUGCUGCACGGAUUCCCCCGCAACGCGGAACAGGCCAAGAAGCUCCAGGAGUCCAAGUUCAUCCCGUCCAGGGUCUUCUUCCUGGAGGUGAUGGACGCCGUGGCGCUGGAGCGCGUCGCUCUGAGGGCCGUGGACUCUGUCACCGGGGAGAGGUACCACUCCCUGUACAAACCAGCCCCCAGUCCAGAGGUGCAGGCCCGGCUCCGGCAGAGCCCCCUGGACUCGGAGGCUCUGGUUCAGGCCCGGCUGAACGAGUACUGGGACCACAUGCCGGCCCUGCAGGCUGUGUACCCCGACGCCGUCUACAUCAGCGGCGAGCAGGACCCCCACACAGUCCUGGAGUCCCUGGAGAGCCGGCUGGUGGGCCAGCUCCCCAAGCGCCUGUCAUCCCCAGAGCAGUGGUGAUGGAGAACACGCGGGGGAGAAAACCUACAGAAUGAACACACACACACUCUCACUCUCACAUGCGCACACACACUCUCACAUGCACGCACACUCUCACGCGCACGUACACACACUCACACACACACACACAUUAUUAUGUAUGUCUUCUUUUUUUUUACAAAGUGAAAGUGAAAUAUUAUGUGUAUCUUUGAAAAAUCACAAUUAAGCAUCUAACCCGAAACUCUUCUAUCAUUUGACUGUACCGAUGUUUACCGUUUAUGGAUGACAGCACGCAGAAAGGCAUUCGGUCUCCAGCGCCUCCGACCGAGCGAAUUCGCAGGCUCACAUUCUAUUUUCCUAAUCACAGUAUCGAGUGGACCGUCUUUCAGUGGCCCUGUCCGGCUUCGUUUAAUCAUGGCGCCGGUGGCAAUUCAUACGGCCGUCCCCCGAACACGGACGGGAGCGAGCAGGAGCGCGCGGAACGCCGUUCAGAGCGCGCGUCGAGUCGCGGAGCCCGGCGGCGGUAACCGAGCGACCGCUCGCCCGUAUGCCGGCUCGCUCCGGCGGCGCGGCGCGGCGAGCAGGGGCCCCCGCGUAAUCGUGAGUUUGUUUAAUUAAUGUAGCAGUAAAAUGCAGCCUGUUCCGGCACCGAGCCCGAGGAGGGGUGUUAGUUCCGCUCCGCCGCCCGCGGCCCGCGGGAAGCAGGGCGCCGCCGCCAUAAUCGACGGCCCGCGCCUCUGCGCCGCCUCCCCCCCGCCCCGCUCGCCCCCCCGGUCACCGGUCGCCUCCCGCCGCGGCUCGCUUUAACAACCCCACACCGACACGCCUGCCUGGCGGCACGCCGGUUUAAUUACCGCAGAUGAAGUCUGGGGUAUGAAUCUCCUCUGAAUACUCCACACGAGGGGGGGGUGGGGGUUGCAUG
Anguilla anguilla (European eel) is the source of this 2730-nucleotide messenger RNA. RefSeq names its product adenylate kinase 8 (gene ak8). Gene Ontology annotation, molecular function: nucleoside diphosphate kinase activity; AMP kinase activity; ATP binding. Gene Ontology annotation, cellular component: cytoplasm. Lineage: Eukaryota; Metazoa; Chordata; Actinopteri; Anguilliformes; Anguillidae. The record is from RefSeq and is a predicted model, not a curated record. The transcript is spliced from 13 exons. Bases 468 to 1829 code for a protein of 453 amino acids. Gene Ontology annotation, biological process: nucleoside triphosphate biosynthetic process.